CGUAUCAGACUACGUAUUUGCUGCCGCCACCGCUACUUGCCAGUGAAAUCAGUAGUGCCGUUUGACAGAUCGGCCUCUACUACUUCACUUUCCAAUUAAUUUCAUUUCUCGGUAGAUUGGAAUUCCAAGAAAGAGGAUUAAAAAAAGGAAGAAUUUCUUUUUCCUGAACGAUCGGAGAUCGUUGCCAGUAAAAAGGCCAAGAUCCAAGCAUCCCACCACACUUCCGUCAAAACUUUCUCUCUAAACGUCAAGCUCGUCAAAUCAAGUCAACACGACGGUUCUGCACGGAUUAUGCAUUAACUCGUCGAUCGGCGUCACAACGGAUACCUACUGACAAUAUCAAAAAAAUCCUGAACGAUUAAUAAUGUGGUCAUCCCGAAAGCAGAUGACAUGACACUUGUGCGCACAGCGAUGAAGAACUGCGAUAUUAAUCGCUGCGUGCCGUUUGCGAAAAUAAAAAAUGUUUGUCCGAGAUCCCUGUGGCAUUGUAUGCAUUAUCGUCACCUAUGUGGCGGUAUUCUACGCUGACUACGUUGUGGUACGAUGGAUCGUGUUACACACUAUGCAAGACAGCUUAUGGUGUCCGUUCCAUAUAAUAGCAUUUAAUACUGUUGUACUUCUUCUUUUGAUGGCACAUUUGAAAGCCGUCUGCAGUGAUCCGGGUAUAGUACCCUUACCACAAAGUAGAAUGGACUUUUCCGAUAUUCAUGUCUCUGGAGGCAGCGACGAUCAUGAGAGUGAUGAGAAGGACGAUUGGACAGUGUGUACUAGAUGUGAAACAUAUAGACCACCUAGAGCACAUCAUUGUAGAAUUUGUAAACGUUGUAUCAGAAAAAUGGAUCAUCAUUGUCCAUGGAUCAAUAACUGCGUCGGCGAGAGGAAUCAAAAGUACUUCAUACAGUUUCUAGUGUACGUUGGUGCAUUAGCUAUCUACGCUAUUAUUUUAGUCAUUACGUCCUGGAUUUAUGACUGCCCACAGUGCAAUAACGAUAUUGCAGUCAAACAAAAUCGCAUUUUACAUUGUGUAACAUUAGUUUUGGAGUCGGGAUUAUUUGGUAUGUUCGUCAUAGCGAUUCUAAUUGAUCAAUUCCAAGCGAUUCUAGGCGAUGAAACUGCCGUGGAGCGCGUCCAAGGUAUACAGCAACGCUAUCACAAAAAUACACCACGAACAUUUACGCUGUUGUCUCAAGUGUGUGGAAAGAGCCAUCCAAUAUUUUGGCUACUACCUUGCCACAAUCCGCCGCGUUACUCUUUUAGAAAGGACGCAUAUUUAAUCGAUCACGAAGUUUAAGAUCAUAUACGAAACGAGUGUAUUACAUACAAACGAGUGUCUGCACAUACACGAUAUUUUUUGUAUUAUUUUUUUAUAUUAUAUAUAACAGUGUAUUAGAGUAAUUCAUUCCUUGGAUUAGUACUUUAACAUGUACGAAUUAUUGACAUAACAUAGAUUUCAGAUUUGUAGCUAU
Messenger RNA from Trachymyrmex septentrionalis, 1466 nucleotides. It is a transcript of the gene Dnz1, whose product is annotated as palmitoyltransferase ZDHHC3. Gene Ontology annotation, molecular function: protein-cysteine S-palmitoyltransferase activity. Gene Ontology annotation, cellular component: endoplasmic reticulum; Golgi apparatus. The transcript has 4 exons. The record is from RefSeq and is a predicted model, not a curated record. Gene Ontology annotation, biological process: peptidyl-L-cysteine S-palmitoylation; protein targeting to membrane. Lineage: Eukaryota; Metazoa; Arthropoda; Insecta; Hymenoptera; Formicidae. Bases 461 to 1291 code for a protein of 276 amino acids.